CGACGGGCGCCGCGGCGCGGCAGCGGGCACGCGCAGGCGAGAAAAUGUCUCCGACGCCGCCACUCUUCAGUUUGCCCGAAGCGCGGACGCGGUUUACGAAAUCUACCAGAGAUGCCCUGAACAACAAAAAUAUCAAACCAUUGUUGAAUACCUUCAGCCAGUUACCUGGCAGUGAAAAUGAAAAAAAAUGUACCCUUGACCAAGCUUUUAGAGGUGUUCUAGAAGAAGAAAUUAUAAAUCAUUCAUCAUGUGAAAACGUUUUAGCUAUUAUUUCUCUUGCUAUUGGGGGAGUAACUGAAGGUAUCUGUACCGCAUCCACACCUUUUGUACUGUUGGGAGAUGUUUUGGAUUGUCUUCCCUUGGAUCAGUGUGACACAAUAUUCACUUUUGUGGAAAAAAAUGUUGCCACUUGGAAAUCAAAUACAUUCUAUUCUGCUGGGAAAAAUUAUUUACUACGUAUGUGCAAUGAUCUCCUACGAAGAUUAUCAAAAUCGCAGAACACAGUCUUCUGUGGACGAAUUCAGCUCUUUUUGGCCAGGCUUUUCCCUUUAUCUGAGAAGUCAGGCCUUAACUUGCAGAGUCAAUUUAAUCUGGAAAAUGUCACUGUUUUCAAUACCAAUGAACAGGAAAGUACACUGGGUCAGAAGCACACUGAGGACAGAGAAGAAGGAAUGGAUGUAGAAGAAGGUGAAAUGGGAGAUGAUGAAGCUCCAACAACUUGCUCCAUUCCAAUUGAUUACAACCUGUACCGGAAAUUCUGGUCACUUCAGGAUUACUUUAGGAACCCUGUGCAAUGCUAUGAGAAGAUUUCAUGGAAAACUUUUCUCAAGUAUUCUGAAGAAGUUCUAGCUGUUUUUAAGAGUUAUAAAUUAGAUGAUACUCAGGCCUCGAGGAAAAAGAUGGAAGAAUUGAAAACAGGAGGAGAGCAUGUGUAUUUUGCAAAAUUUUUAACAAGUGAAAAGUUGAUGGAUUUACAACUGAGCGACAGUAAUUUCCGUCGGCAUAUCCUGUUGCAGUAUCUCAUUUUAUUCCAGUAUCUCAAGGGGCAGGUCAAAUUCAAAAGUUCAAACUAUGUUUUAACUGAUGAGCAAUCACUCUGGAUUGAAGAUACUACAAAAUCAGUUUAUCAACUACUAUCUGAAAACCCCCCCGAUGGAGAAAGAUUUUCAAAGAUGGUAGAGCAUAUAUUAAACACUGAAGAAAACUGGAACUCAUGGAAAAAUGAAGGCUGCCCGAGUUUUGUGAAAGAAAGAACAUCGGACACCAAGCCAGCAAGAGUGGUACGGAAGAGAGCAGCGCCAGAGGACUUUCUGGGGAAAGGGCCCAGCAAGAAAAUUCUGAUGGGAAAUGAGGAGUUAACAAGGCUCUGGAAUCUCUGUCCUGAUAAUAUGGAAGCCUGUAAAUCAGAGACAAGGGAAUACAUGCCAACGUUAGAGGAAUUCUUUGAAGAAGCCAUUGAACAGGCAGACCCUGAAAACAUGGUUGAAAAUGAAUACAAGGCUGUGAACAAUUCAAACUAUGGUUGGAGGGCCCUGCGACUGUUAGCUCGGAGAAGCCCUCACUUCUUCCAGCCAACCAACCAGCAGUUUAAAAGUUUGCCAGAGUAUCUCGAAAACAUGGUAAUAAAGCUAGCCAAGGAAUUACCACCUCCUUCUGAAGAAAUAAAAACAGGUGAGGAUGAAGAUGAGGAAGAUAAUGAUGCUUUACUGAAAGAAAAUGAAAGUCCCGAUGUUCGGAGAGACAAACCUGUAACGGGGGAUCAAAUAGAGGUAUUUGCCAGCAAACUGGGUGAACAAUGGAAGAUUCUGGCUCCCUACUUAGAAAUGAAAGACUCAGAAAUUAGACAGAUUGAGUGUGACAGUGAAGACGUGAAGAUGAGGGCAAAGCAGCUGCUGGUGGCCUGGCAGGACCAGGAGGGGGCGCACGCAACGGCCGAGAACCUGAUCAACGCGCUCAACAAGUCUGGGCUAAGUGACCUUGCAGAAAGUCUAACUAAUGACAACGAGACCAAUAGUUAGCUUAUUUUUUUUAUUAUUAAAACUGUGAUAAGAUUUUGUUACCAAGCAGCAUUUGAUAAGAGGUCCACUGGUUUUGGUAAACAAUAAACAUUUUUAUAAUAGUUGUUGCACAGUUGGCUGGUGCUCCCAAGAACAGCAGAAUGCGUACUGGCUCUUGAUGACUGACCUCAGGGUUUGAGGGUAGGAGAGAGUAGGCUGGGAAAAUGGCCAAAACAAAGUGACCUCAAGGUCACAUAUUUUUUGUUAAGUAAGUUAAAUGUAUUUGUAAUGAAGUCAGUAGGCGAUAUUUAGGGGCAUGGUGUUUCCUAAAAUACACUUUGCCAGACCAGUUCCUGCACACGUGAGUAGUUAGUUAGAAAACUUAAACUUGCUAUCCUGAAAAUCCCACAAGCCUUUAUGAAACUGUAUGACUGCUCUAGUCUCGUUUACACUUUUAAAACAGGGGAUCAAAGAGUGGUGCGUUUGCCACCUAUUUUUAUAAGUAAAAUUUGAACGGCACAAAGCCAUGCUCUU
Molecule: messenger RNA, 2531 nt
Organism: Vicugna pacos (alpaca)
Lineage: Eukaryota; Metazoa; Chordata; Mammalia; Artiodactyla; Camelidae
Source: RefSeq, a predicted model, not a curated record